This is a messenger RNA of Lymnaea stagnalis (great pond snail), 8690 nucleotides long. The record is from the annotation of a GenBank genome assembly. NCBI's taxonomy places the organism in Eukaryota, Metazoa, Mollusca, Gastropoda, Lymnaeidae.
GAGUGCAACUCGUGGUAAGAAAAGAAAAAGAGAUAUAAAUGAUGAAGAAGAAAAAUAUGAGCAGCAACCUAGAUCUUUUGCUGAAGACAAGAAUUUACAGAAGAUGAAAAUGAUGCUUCCAAUAAUAGACAAAGGAAAGGUAAUCAAAAGAAUGAUGGAACAAGAUGAAGCUGAAGAAGACUUAAACAAAGGUAACUAUACUUUAAAGUAAAUUGAAAAUAAAAGACAAAUAUCUAUUAAUUACAUUGCAACAGAAAUUGAGUCCCUUAGGUGGUAUGACAUUGGCUCAACUUCUGGGAUACCUAUUGCGCCAAGCUGUAUCAUGCACUUGAUGUUCUCUAGGGUUAACCAGCUGCACGGAGCGAGGGAUCUUCUGGCUAGGGAACCAGCUUAUUCUCCUAUAAAAAAUCCCAGGACUUGUGAUUUCAUUUUACGAAGUCUACACCAUCGUCACAUUGUGAUGGACUGAUGCGACUCUAGCAAAGGAAUGAACUUCUGGGCUCUCUUAUUCUUAUAUGUUGCAACUUAUUUUAAGGCACGAUGUAGGCUUUAGAUAAUAACUUAUGUGAAAUAAAUUAAAUCAUGUCUUAUUCAUAUAACUUAAAAAAAUAAGGAGUCUUCUCUAGGAAAAUUAUGGGGUGGAUGGAUGUUUUCUCCUCAGCUUCAUUGCUUGGCUUAAAUUUAUGAAGAAAUCAAAUUAUAUGAUGAUAAAAAAAAUUGGCAUGAAGUGCUUGUGUUUUAUUUAAAUCAAAUGCUAAACUUUUACUAACUUCAGAAUUAUCUGCCCUGGUUGACAAACUGCAUACUGCCUAUAUACACAUGCGGUCUUCAUCACAGUACUUGCUGAGUGUUCCUAGUUUCGAUAAACACAGAAAAAGUCGUACGGAGUGCGCUCUUUUGAAGCGAUAACGCCAAAAUUAUGGAACAGUUUGCCUCAAUUUUUGAGGGGAAUUGUAAAUGAUAAAAAAUCAUUUAAGAAACAAUUAAAAACUUUUUUGUUUAAAUAGAUUUCGGAGGAACAGAGUGCAGUGAGCAUGCUAAAAUGGCAUGGAUACCGACGCGAUAUAAAUAUCAAAUCUAUCAAUCAAUCACACUUCUUAAUUAUAUGGUUAGAGUGUUAUUCUCUUUGUUAUAUCAAAGACAUGUUAUUCCUAAUUUGUUCUCUGCAGAAACAGACAAAACAGAACUGUCUUCUAAACAGACAGAGGAUACAAUAAAUGGAGCUAACAAAGAAUUAGUUCCAGAAAAUAAAGUUGUCGAUGUUGAAGAGGAAAAAGCUAGACUGGCAUCAAUGAGUGCAGCUCAACUUAUUGUUUAUAGAAAAAAGAAACUUGAAGAUAAAAAACAGAAAAUGGCUUCCUUGUCACAUGCUAUUCUUGAAGAUCCUCAAAAUAAUGUAAUUAUAAAUAAGCUUUCUUUCUGUUAAUUAGUUUUUGUCUUAAGUUUCAUCUGCCCAUUUAUUAUCUGUUUGAAUAUAUUUUUUUAUAUAAUAUUGAUAAUUAUGCUAAUUUUUACCUAGAUGAACAAAUUAAAAGAACUUCGACUUAUGCUUGGAGAAUCUGAUCCAGGUGCUCCUUUGACAGUUAGAAAGUUUGCUAUGGUGUCACUUAUGGAAGUUUUCAAAGACAUUGUGCCAGGAUAUCGUCUUCGCAUACCAACGGAAAAAGAAAAGGCUCAGCGGGUAAGCCCUGACUAAUAGCAUGCUAUGCAAGAAAUUAAAGUUUAAAAAAAAGAUAUGUCACUAUCUGACCGAACUGUGAAAAUUUAAUUAAAACAUUCUUUUGACUCCAGGUGAAGAAAGAAACAAAAAGUUUGUGGGAUUAUGAAGCAUCAUUUUUGUUGAGUUACAAAAUUUAUCUUGAGUUUUUAGAGACUAUGGCAAAAGGUGGGUUAUUUUAAAUAAGGUGAGUUAAUUCAUAUAUAUAUUAAAUACUAUUAUUAAAUAUUGUGUCAAUUCAGACCUGUUCUUACAGAGAGUCUUAGAAUUAUAGCAAACUAUCACUUUUAUUGCAUAUGAUACAUUUUAUCAGAAAUUUUAUAUUCCCAAAAAUAUUAAUCUGAUUUGAAUUAUAGUUAAAUGAUAAAAUUUUGUUCUAAUAUAUUCCAUAGGUAAACCCAUUCCGGAUAAAAGUUUUCUUACUAAGCAUAGAAUCACAGACCUGCCAAUUCCCCAUGAAAGCAGAAUAGUAAGUAGUACACUAAAAUCUUGUCAUUGUUUUUUUCAAUCAUUACUGAAUCUAAUGCAGUGAAUUGCACAUUUCAAUGGAAAACUCUGUAGAUUUUCAAAUUAAAUGAUUUAUGAAAAGGACAUGAAUUGAAUAAAGAAUAUGAUCAUGUAUCUGAAUUACCCACUGUCUGAAAACCUAUUGUAUCUGACUUAUAGUAAAGAAAUUAUUUAAAAAAAACAAUAUUCUUAAAAUAUCUUAAAUUUUUUUUUAGCAACGUGGGCCAGGAAACCUGAAAUUAAAAAGUCAGCCACCUAUUUGACCCAGAAACAUUUAAAUGGUAAUAAGGGGAGAGAGACGGCAAUUGGGUUAGGUAGAAAGAAAUUAGCAAAACAAAGUAUAGGAAAACCUGAAAAAAGGACAAAACAACAAAAUUGUCCCAAGAAGCCUGAUCUAACUCUCAGUUGGAUUGAGUUUCAAAAGGUUCAAAAUAUCAAUUGUUCUGAUGCCUUCAGGUCUUGUUGGAGUGAUGAUGGCAACAAGACCAAACUUAUUCUCGCAUAACAUCCUCACAAACUCAUAGCCAAACAUAUUUUCUCUAAAAAAUUGUGCCAUUCUGCUAGCCAACCCUGACAACGCAACAUUUUCUAUACCUCCGCGCAUUGUUUUCAGAAAAGAUAAAAAAAUUGUGUGAGAUAUCCUUGUGCUUAUCUGCUUCCGGGCCACCCCUUCCACUUUGGGACGAAGCCAUGUUGACGCAGCCAUUGCAAAACUUGCGCUUUUGUCAUCCAGACUCAACACUUUCCCUUCCCUAAGGGUAGUUUUCAGAUAAGGGAUGGUCUCCUUUGUGUUGGCCACAAUGCUAUCUACACCAUUGUUUGCACCCACUGCCAGCUGUAGUAUCAAGGUGUGACUGGGGGCUGCCUCUCGAACAAAUUUACGGAAUUCCUUUGAAAUAUUGUGCAUGAUAAGCAGUGUCCCAUCUCUAAACCAUUCAAUAGAAGCGAUCACAAGGGCAAUUAUUGCCAUUGUGUCUUGUACCAACUCACCUACUGGGGUGAACUUGGAGAACAAACUGAUUCAGACUUAUGUGCCCUUCACACCACAUGGCAUGAAUUUCUUGUUCUCCUUCACUUGUUACACUUUUCUCUGCCUCCUCCUUUUUAUGCUCUCUUUCAUCCCCUUUUGCUAGUAUUGCUGUAUUACCUCUCUUAUCUAAUUAUUUCUGUCACAUUCCUCUUACUGUCCUGUCAGAUACUAAUUUGCAGGUAAAUGUUUAUUUUUAUAUUGUUUCAACUGUUGUUUUUUUUCGCUGAGAAGGCUUCUUGGCGACACGUUUGUUGUUUUAUUGCGUCCUUUUUUCCCGGUUUUUCCAUACUUUGUUUUGCUUAUUUCCUUAUAACCCAGACACAUUAGGUUUGAAUGAUUAUGGUCCUAUACUAAACAUGAUUAUAAUCUUUAACUUUACAUUUUUUUAGGAAUUUGGAAAACUAGCAUUGCGAUGCUUAUGUGAGAUGCUUGUGAAUCAUACUCAUUUUAACUAUCGUAACAACAUCAUUGCUGUUGUCGUUCCUUUUACAAAUCACUCCAACAAUGAGGUAUGUAAGAGUAUAUAAAUAUAAAAGCUAUUAGAAUUACACUUGUCUAUAUUAUUUUUUUACAUUUCUUUUUAACGUUCUAAUUGUUACUAUUGAAUGUUAAACAAAUAAUAAUGAUUUCUUCUUUGCCCUUGGUGUUAAGAGUUAAGAAUAAGUGUUGCUAUAGAGCAGGGGUCAGAAAAGAGGGUUAACUUACUCAAAAAGGGUAAAAUUGGAAAAUCUUGGGGGGUAAUGACGCCCCCAAAGACAUAAAAUUAUAUAAAAGCGUGUUCAGUGUUAUGACAGAAAGUUUUGUUGUGACAACAUUUCAUCUAACCCAGGGUAAUAGAGAAAUGCACGCAACAUGUUGUGGUUCAGCAGCUAGCAUAACCACACAUCUUGUCUUCUAUGUCAUUUUGGCCUACAUCCCUAUUGUUUUAACUUACAUUAUAAUUUAUGUUAUACUUUUUAUAAUAAUUGUAUUACCUGUAUAAAUAUUUCAAUAAACCAUUUUAAAUUGGAACAGUAUUAUUUUCUCCCUUGUAACGUUAACGUGAACACAUAUUUUGGGUAAAUAUCUUUAAAUAGUUUCCCUUUUCAUGAUUUAGAAUAAGAAUUAAUUAAUAAAGAUAAAAAGCCAUAGUUGAAUUAGAGGCAGGUUAAACUCAAUAUGCUAUGUUUCAUAUUUUUCAGUAUUCAGUAAUAGCCUGUGAUGCAGUUAAGUCUGUGUUUAAGCAGGACAAGUCUGGAGAAGUAACACUGGAGGUUUGUUUCAUAUUCCUUCUGAAAUUAUCACAUCUGUUGUAUUUCUUUUUGCCAUGUGUUAUUUUAAACUUAGUUUUGUGUAUAAUUGUUUUAACCAAAUCCUUGGUACACCUGCUCAAUGGUCUGUAAAGCUAUUAUUCCUUUCUAUUUAUACAGAUUGUCAAGAAUAUUGGUAGAAUGGUAAAAAAAAUGGAUUUUGAUGUUCAGCCUCAGGUAAAUAAAGUCUAUAAAUGACCUUCAUUUAGGAAUUUGAGCAAUUAAACAUUAUUUUCGAAGCUAAUUUUUUUUUGGUUUUAAGAGGUUGAUUAGUAAUUAAUAAAUUAUAAUUGAUAAUUUUUAUGGAUGUACAUAAAUCAUAAUUUAUAAAUGUUAUUUUUCCUUGAUAUAAAGUUGUAAGUGGUACUGAAGACCAUCUUUUUCUUUAAUACUUAAAUGUCUUAUUUUCUGUAACAGUCCCUAUCCCUCUUUACAUUGUGAGACUAUUUAGUAGCACAACGUUUGGUGUUACUAUCUUACUACAUUGAUAAAUCAGUAUCUUUUUCAAACCUUUUUGUAAUUUUUAACUUUUUAUGAUAAAAUAUUGAAAAUUUAUUACAACCAUAUGUAUGGUAAGAAUAAAACCCAAGAGCUUUCUGUUGUAAAUUAAAUAAUUUGCCUGUUUUAAAAUGAUGAUUACAUAUUAAAUGAUUAUGUUGAUAUUUAUAAAGGUUUUAGAAACAUUUCUUGUCCUGAAAAUUAAAGAGAUAGACUUAUCAAGUGGUGAUAAGGUGGAAAAAAUGAAGCGGAAGGAGAAAAUGCUCAAACUAUCUCGUAGAGAACGUAAGGUAUGUUUCUUAGUUUAGUCACAUUCAAAUCAAAAUAAAUUUUCAUUUGUGAUAUUUAUGCAUUUUUUAUACCGGUACUUCUAAAGCAGUCUAAGAUGUCCACGUUUACAAUUUUAGUUUUUUCAAUUAUUUUGCAGAGACUAAAACAAAAAGAAAUUCUUGAUAAGGAAUUGCUAGAAACUAAGGCUACAGCAGACAAAAAGCAAAAGUUAAAAAUGGUAAGAAAUGUGUUAUCAAGUUUGGUGUGCUGAUGGUCACUUUUGGAAAUUAUCAAAGCUGAAUAUUAUUGUGAAUUGAAUUUAAAUCUAACUCAAUAGACCCAAAUGAACCUGGUAUUAGAAUUAUUAAAAGGUAUAAAUAAAUAUAAACAUGUUUAUGUUUGUUGAACAAAUUAAAUCUAUUUAUUAUUAUCACAAUUUAACUUUUUUAACAUUUUUCACCACCAGCACACAGAAAUAAUUCAAGCAGUUUUUGAGACUUACAUUCGUGUGAUAAAAUUAGCAGUUGACUCAGCUCUGUUGCCAGCAGUUUUGGAAGGCCUAGCAAGGUUUGUGUGCAAUAAAUGAAUCUUUGGAAAUUAUUAUUAUUUUUAACAUAUACCUUACAAGUGUUAAACUUGAAUGCUUUUAACUUUUAAUACACUGAAUAUUUAAAAAAACGAACAGCUGGAGUUAAUUUAUCUAUAUUUUAAUUCAAAUUUGUUGGACUGUUUUUCAGAUUUGCUCAUUUAAUCAAUAUCGAGUACUUUGACAGUUUAUUUGCUGCAUUUAACAGCCUCAUUGAGUCAGGGGUAAGGCAAUAUAACAAACUAAUAAUUUUAUGUAAAAAAAUCUCAUACACAUUUUGAAAAGUUAUUCAUUAAUACUGUAACUAUAAUUUACAUUUGUAUUUUGGAUUUUUAAAACAUUUUUUCAUGUAUUUCUUUCAAGUCAUUGACCAGUCGUGAAGUGCUGCAUUGCAUGCAGACUGCAUUUACAAUUAUAACUGGACAAGGUUCUGUCAUCAACAUUGAUCCUGCCAGCUUCUAUAAGCAUUUUUACUGCACUCUGCUCUCGGUUCAUGCAGGUAUAUUUAAUUGGAUUUUAUUUUUUAUAUUUAAAACACAAUCUAAAAACACAUUUUUUUCCCCCCAAAGCCUUGCUAAUAGUUAAUCAAAGACUUAAAAUUACCAUAACAGUUUUACCAUUUAUGUGAACAUAUUUCAGGUACUUCUAGUCAGACAGCUACAAUAGUACUUGAUUGUUUGGAUUCAAUGAUUAACAAACGAAGGAGGCAGGUCUGUUAACAAUAAACUGUUUCCACUAAUUUUUAUUAUUCUAAUUGUUUAAAAUUACACCAAAACUUCUAGUAAAAUAAGCUUUCCAGUUCUACAUUGUUGAAAACAUAGUUCCAUAGUUUAUAAGCAUUUUUUUGGAUUGAUGAGAUCCAUUGGUCGCUUCUGUUAAGAUCUACAGUUGUCAAAGGUUUAAAUGGAUUAUUCAUCCUGGCAUUAAAACACAAUAAUUAAAUUAAUUUCUUUUUUUUACGGAGAAAAAUAUAUUGUUCACUACACUCACAUUGUGCUUCCCCUUCUGUUAUAAAAUAAAUAAUCACUCUUAGUCUUAUAGUCAUUCAGUAAGUUAAGUUUUAUGAUAUAUGAUGGCUGAUUUCGCGCUUGAGAAAUACUUGAAAUUUGUCUCACAUUUAAAUUGUCUAGUUUAAAAAUGGUUAUCUUAAUCAGAAUUUGUAUCCAUAUGGUGAAAAUAAAUAUUUACAAUGUAAAAAAGUAAUCAAAACACAUUUCAAUUUAUUUUGAUCAAUUAAAGAAUUUUAUCCCCUCUCAUUUAGCCAAAAAAGUGCCUGCCAUACAAGGGACCACACACUCUCAAAAAUGUCUCUACUUUUCAUUGAUUUUCUCUCUAAUGCACACUCGGAUUUGAAACCAGAUUCACACGCACAACACAAACACCAUAUUCAAUACACAUCUAAUAUUAUGAAAAUGAUAUUCAUUAUUGUGUGUUAAUAAAAAACAGUUUUUUUACUUAAGGUUUCACAACAAAGAAUUCUGGCAUUCAUCAAAAGACUUACCACAUUAUGUCUACAACAGACUUCAGAAACUGCUAUUGCUUUUUUGGCCGCUGUCAGAAAAUUCUUUCAUGUGGGUAUUUCAGAAUAUUGAGAACUUUUUGCAACUAUAGAUGUGAAGUUAUUAUAUUAAAUGAGAGAAAAUGACCAUAUUUCUUAGUUUUAGUAUGAAACUGAAACAUAACUCUUUCACCUUCAUUAACUAAAGACCUUUUGGACUAAAAAAAUUGAACUAUUGUGUACUUUUAAAUAUUUAUUAUUUGUAUUAUCUAUUUACUGGAUUGGUUCAUCCACCCAAUGUUUUAUUUUUAUUACCUGCCUUACCUUUAAAAUUUUAUUCAUAUCUUAAAUUGUACACUAAGUCAAGAAGAAUAAAAUAAUGUUUGACUAAACAUUUUUUCCUUUGUGAUUUUUCAAUAUUUUAUUUUUAUCAUUAGACUUACAAGUAUAGUGACAUCCUGUUUGAUACAGAGGCUCAAGGCAGUGGCGUUUACUUACCUUACUUGGAAGACCCUGAACAUUGUUGUGCUAACAGUACAUCAUUAUGGGAACUACAUCUGUUGAGGGUAUUUAACAUCUUUAAUAAGUAGAACAUAAAAGCUUUAACAGGCAGGUGGAUAAUUUCUUUUUAGACCAAUGUUCUAUUAGGGUAACUGUGGGUAAAAAAAUUAUGUGAACUUAAUUAUGUAUCCUAAAUUAUUGCAGCUAUUUAUCUUUGCUUACAAAAGUAACAAGUUAAUUGAUAUUGGAUGUAUUUAUUUAUUUAUUAGUCACUUGAAAAUAAUUGUACCAGUACUAUUAGUAUAUAAUACUACUGGUACUAUUAGUAUAUAAUACUAAUAGUAAAGUAUAAAUAAUUGCCAGAAAUAAAUGUACUGCAGACAUCAAUUUAUAUUCUGCAUUUUUAGCUUUGAAGAAAUAAUCUUAAAUAUCUUCCAUUUUAAUCACAGCAUCAUUAUAGCCCUGCUGUACGUAGUUAUACAAGACAUAUGCUGAAAAUGGCACCUCUCGCAGGAGCACACCAGUUGUCACAAAAUUUGGCAAGAAAGUGAGUUAUGUUUGUAAUUACUUUUCUUUUAUUACACUUACAUCUAAAACUUGUUCUAUGAAGACUCAAAUAUUUAUAUCAUAUGUUGAGAAUUUUGUAUAAUGAACAUUAGUUACUUAAAAGUAUGUACUUUUUUUUUUAUUGUAGGUCUUCGAGAGAACUGUACGAGUUGUAUGAUAAACAAGACAUAUUUCACAACGUACCAGAAAAAUGUCCAAAGAAAAAGAAGGUAAACAAAAUGUUCUAG